AAUUAUAAAAUAUUAUAUAAUGCCAGCCAAUAUUCGAAAACACCUUUGUAUGAUUAUUUAACUAAAUUAUCUGCUUUUCAAGUUUUUAAAUCAUAAAAACAAACUAAUAUGGUCCUACCGUGAGUCACUAUUGUUAUUUAUAAAAAGAUAGAAUAGGAGAUAUAUGAAGAUGAUGUAAGCGUGUUAUAUUGCAUCGAUUCAAAAAAUUUUGAAUAUUGUAAAUGUUUUUAUAUCUCCAUGGCAAAUGCAUAAUAAUUUAACAAAUGGGGCUACAUCUAAUCUUGUAUACCAUGAAAAGCAAGUCAAAGAAUUGUGUGCCUUACAUUCCCUGAAUAAUCUAAUGCAAAAACCAAAUGCUUUUACUAAAUAUGAAAUGGAUUGUUUGUGUCAAAAAAUUACACCGGGCAAAGUUUGGAACCCACAUUGCAGUCUACUAGGUUUAGGAAAUUACGACAUAAACGUGAUCAUGUUAGCACUUCAAAACAAAGGUUAUGAAUGCGUGUGGUUCGAUAAAAGAAAAAAUAUAGACGAACUAGAUCUUUCCUCCAUUCUAGGAUUCAUUCUUAACACCCCUUCAAAUAUGAUGCUUGGGAAUUUUAGUUUACCCCUUAAAAGGAGACAUUGGGUAUGUCUGAGACGUAUCGGCUCAAAUUUUUAUAACCUCGACUCAAAAUUAAUUUCCCCCGAAAAUCUUGGAGAUUCUGAAAUCGUUUUCAAAAAUUAUUUAAAGGAACAAUUGACUUGUAAAGACAAAAUUUUACUUAUAAUACCAUGUUGCCCCGCUCAUUCGCUAUUAUAAAAAAAUGAUAAAUAGAAUCAAUAAGUCAAAUAUCUCUUAAUUAUUUUUAAAAAAUUUAUCACGAAUUUUAUGAAAUAUAAGAAGCUCUGCUGAAUACAAAUUAAUAUAAUUAGUACCCACAGUUAUAAAAUCCAUGUAUGGAUCAUAUUCCAGUGGAUCUCUCGAUGAAAUAAAAUGAUGAUUCUCUUGUUUCUACCUUGAAAUUUACAACUAAAUAUUUUUUCUUCUAUGUAUUAUUUGUAUAAAUUCAAUAGGAUAAUGUUAUUCUAAUUAUAUUUUCAUCUAUUUUAAAAUCAACUACUUAAGUUAGUUAUCGCAACAUCGAUAAUUAGUAUUUUAUCACUCACUUUUGAAUGACAACUCGCGAAAUAAGUCUAUCAUAUAUUUUCUUUGUUAUAGUUCGCCCUACCCUUUAUAUAUUUUUCUACACCUGAAUGUAACCCCUAAAAAACUUAAGAAGUCUAAACAUCUAUAAUCCAAACAAAAUAUGUUAAAAGCUGUUAAUUUAUCAAACCAUCCAAACAAAAUCGCGAAAAGUAUUAUUAGUUAACAAAACAAUUACGUGCAUCGUAAUUUAUUUUACCAUUUAUACUUCGGGCACCAAAUCAUAUAUUAACUUUUGCUCAUUUUUUAAAAAUGUUAUUAAGUAAAAUUAUGCCGUUUUGUUUCAGUAUUUGGAGCAUUAAUAAGCUUUUUAAAUUUCUUAUUUUAAUUUUUCUUGUAAUACUAAAAUGCAUGAAUAAUUUUUAUAUUUUUAAACAUUUUGACGGGUUUUUUUUUAGAAAUUAGAGACACUAUUAUCAUUUAAAUUUAAUUUACAUUUAUAUUUUAUAUAGUAUAUUAUAAUAUAAGUUGUCUAAAAUAAUGCAAUAAUCAAUAUAUUAUUUAUACAUAUGUAUUUAUGAUGAUUUUUUACUU
This is a messenger RNA of Gordionus sp. m RMFG-2023, 1717 nucleotides long. RefSeq names its product josephin-1-like. The record is from RefSeq and is a predicted model, not a curated record. The transcript is spliced from 4 exons. Gene Ontology annotation, molecular function: cysteine-type deubiquitinase activity. Lineage: Eukaryota; Metazoa; Nematomorpha; Gordioida; Chordodea; Parachordodidae. Gene Ontology annotation, biological process: protein deubiquitination. Bases 245 to 799 code for a protein of 184 amino acids.